This is a messenger RNA of Rhododendron vialii, 1674 nucleotides long. RefSeq lists its product as uncharacterized. Lineage: Eukaryota; Viridiplantae; Streptophyta; Magnoliopsida; Ericales; Ericaceae. The record is from RefSeq and is a predicted model, not a curated record. The transcript is spliced from 4 exons. The coding region runs from base 1 to 1674 and encodes 557 amino acids.
AUGGCUUCAAACCCCCCAAAAACAGGUGACGACGAUGCCACGAAGGCCGCCGCUGCAGCCAAGGGUGCCAAAGCCAAGGCCGCUGUCGCUGCCGAAAAAGCCGCCAAGGUGGCAGAUGCGGCCAAGGUCGCCGCAGCAAACAAAACUGGGGGUGAUCAGAUGACCCUGGAAGCUUUUGCUCAGAUUCGACAAGAAGAAGAGGAUGACAGGGAAGAAGGCGAAUCCAGUGAGAAAGAAAGCCAAAAUCGAAGAAAGCAUGACAAACCACCCCUAGAAAAACCGCCCCACGAACAAGAUGCAUUGCUCAAAAUGCAAGAUCAGAUUGAAGGGCUGAUGAAACAUAUCAAAGCACAGACUCCUGCUACGGUGGAAGAGUUGGUGCAGAAUACAAAUUCACCUUUUACACCCGAAGUCAUGGGGCUUCCUCUUCCAAGGAAGUUUAAAAUGCCCCAGUUGGAAACAUUCAAUGGCUCCACAGACCCAUUUGAUCAUUUGGAAACGUACAAAUCUCUGAUGCAUCUGCAAGCAGUACCAGACGAAGUCAUGUACAGGGCAUUCCCAGUAACUCUCAAUUUCAAAGAGCUUAGCACAAGCUUUGUAAGCUACUUCAUUGCUGGCCAACGCCAUGGCAAACCAGCAACACAUCUCCUGAUAGUAAAACAAGGAAGAUGGGAGUCAUUGAGAGAGUACACCACCAGAUUCAACAAAGAGGUGGUUCAAAUAGAUGAAGCCAAUGAUAGUGUAAGCAUAACUGCAUAUAUAGCUGGACUGUACUCUGGACAGUUUCUAUACCUCUUGUCUCAAGAACCACCCAAAACUCUGGCAGAGCUUAUGCUCAAAGCUCAGAAACACAUGAACGUAGAGGAAGCUGUCUACGCAAGACGUACACGUGACGGCUUUGAUUCCCAAGCAGGGCCAUCACAGGUUGGCGAGUUUCCUCUGCCUGAUAAGAAGAGAAGAGAAUCCACCUCAGAUCGAGGAUUUGAUCCAAAGAGGGAGACUUCAACGUUUUGUAACAAAGAAGUAUCAGAAACAAUCAGGAGGGAAGGUACAAGCAAACAAGGUAGAGAUGGCACGACGCCCCAGUCAGGUCCCGUUAGAGAGAUCAAGGUCAUUCAUAGAGAAUUUGCUAGAGGUGGAGAGUCUAGCAAUGCUAGAAAAGCUCACCUAAGGAAGCUGAGAAUAGAAGAACAUUUGGAGGUCAACACGGUUGGCUGCCCAAGCAAAUUCCAGAAAAAGGAGGAAAUACCCAUUAUUUUCUCAGAAGAGGACAUCAAGGGAGUUCAAAUCCCUCAUGAUGACCCUCUCGUUAUAACCAUUGUCAUGGCAAACUACCUCAUGAGAAGGGUAUUAAUAGAUCGCGGAAGCUCAGCUGACAUCCUCUACCUCCAUGCAUAUGACCAACUAAAGAUUGGACAAGAAAGGUUAAGGCCUAUGACAUCACCAUUAGUUGGUUUUACAGGUACGCCCGUUUACCCAGCUGGUCAAAUAGCCCUACCAAUUACUAUGGGAGGAGAGGGAAGUCAGAUCACACGAAUAAUAGACUUCAUAGUAGUCGACUGUCCCUCAGCAUACAAUGCAAUAUUGGGGAGAGCAACUCUGAAUAAGAUCGGGGCAAUAAUCUCCACAUAUCAUUUGAUGAUAAAGUUCCCAACACCAGAGGGAGUUGCUUGA